This is a messenger RNA of Dicentrarchus labrax (European seabass), 2657 nucleotides long. Its product is annotated as arrestin domain-containing protein 3-like. Gene Ontology annotation, biological process: protein transport. NCBI's taxonomy places the organism in Eukaryota, Metazoa, Chordata, Actinopteri, Moronidae. The record is from RefSeq and is a predicted model, not a curated record. The transcript has 6 exons. Bases 83 to 1159 code for a protein of 358 amino acids. Gene Ontology annotation, cellular component: cytoplasm; plasma membrane.
GCUAUUCAGGUUUAAAAGGCUUGAGUUUCCUCAUGGUUACAACAGAGAUUUAGAUUUUCCACUGUGUAUUUCUCUGUGGAAAAUGACCAUCAAAAAUUUCUCAAUUGAAUAUGAUGCCAUCAACAGCCUGAACACCUUCACAAAUGGAGAUACCAUUAAUGGAAGAAUCAUUGUGGAGGUUUCUAAGGAGAGUAGAAUCCAUUCGCUUAUUUUCAUUGGACAAGGAAAAGCCCGGGUUUGCUGGAGUGAACAUUACGGGCAAUAUGCACAUUGUGUGUACUGGGCUGACGAGAAAUAUUAUAAUGUCAAACAUCAUAUCUUGAGAGAUGCAAAUGAAGAUGGCACCGUCAUUGGUAAAGGAAGACAUGUAUUUCCUUUUUCCUUCAAGAUUCCUGACAGAACAAUGCCAUCAUCAUUCAAAACCUCCGUAGGCAAAAUUGUUCACAAGUUGAAGGCAGAGCUGAAACAAUCAAUGAAGCGGACAAAAAAGGCCAAAAUCCACUUCACAUUCAUAUCCAAAGCAGACAUGGAUAUUCCUGGACUUAUGGAACCUCAGUAUGGUUGCAAGGAUAAAUCUGUCAAUUUCCUUGGCUCUGGAAACGUUUCAGUGAAUGUUCACACCAAGCAGAUGGGAUACAAGCAAGGUGAGGCUUUCCAAGUCACAGCUAAAAUCAACAACCGCUCAUCUCGUUCAGUGAAGCCCAAAUUCAUACUGUAUGAGAAGAAGAGUUACUUUGCUCAGGGUCAUAGGAAACUCUGCAUCAAUGAGAUCCUUAAGGAGAAGUUUGAGGCUGUCGAAUCCUCUGGCAAAGAGACUGUGACCAAGGUGAUCAACAUCCCCAGGGAACUACCUCCCUCCAUCUUGAACUGCUCCAUCAUCAAGCUGGAAUACAGGCUGAAGGUCCAUCUGAAUAUCAAAUGUGCUUCAGACCCAGAGAUCAAACUCCCUAUUGUCAUCCUUCCUGCCUCUGAGGUACCUGCUUCUGAUAGCUUUGGAUUUAGAAGCCCAAAUGAAGCAGCCUGGAACACAACACCUCAGCAACAAGCAACACUUCAACAACAAGCAGCACCCCAACCUGAGGAUGCCCCACCCGCCUAUGCAGCAUAUGCAAUGUAUCCCACAUUUUCUGUUUCUGACAAACAUCUCAGUGCGCUAUAAAUAUGCCACAGAUUUAGCAUUGCACUCCUGAAACACUGUCAGACUCACAAUGGAUGGUUAAAAAAGUCUAUUUUUUUAAAUCGUUAAAGUAGAACCGGAGAUAUUCCAUGCAGUCUUCUUCCUUCCUUUGGGCUUUUUAUGCCUUUAUUUGAUAGGGCAGCUGAAGAUAGACAGGAAAGGGGCUAUAGAGAGAUUGGGGACCACACGCAGCAAAGGGCAGCAGGUCAGAACCAAACCCAGGCCACUUUGGCAAGGACUCAGCCCACAUAGGAUGCAUGCUCCAUCAGGCGAGCCACUGUACGUCCCUUCUUCUUCCUUGUCAUAAACCUGAGGGCUGUCUUUGACAUAGAUUCUCUUUUACUCUCCUCUCAUUUUACUUGUGUGAUUUUCUUUUGUAUAUAUUGUAAGAGCAUUGUUGGGGGGAGCCUGAGAGCAAGAAUUUCUGUGCCAACAACUGUUUCACUGUGAUUGUGUGCAUAUGACUUAUAAAAAACUUAAAGGACCAAUGUGUAGGAUUUAUUGACAUCUGGCAGUAAAAUUGCAGAUUGCAACAUUUGCUAAAUACCACUCGCCUUCCAAGCAUGUAGGAGAAAUCACGAACUGUGAACUGUGAACUCAUGAAAAACAUAAAAGGCCCUAUCUAGAGGCAGUAUUAUGUCUGUUUUGGGCUACUGUAUGGUGGACUCCAUAGAAGAAGACCUGCACCCACUGCACAUAAAAGUGCCUCCUUAUAAAGUAAAAAAAGACAAUUCUUAUUUUCAGCUGAUUUUACACUAUUGAAAACAUACCAGGUUCUACAAAUAGAUCCUCCUAAAUGUUACUCACUGGACCUUUAAACUUACAUGAUGCAACGUGACUGGUUGAGUUAUGUUACUAUUGGCUAAUGUAGCCUUGAGCCACUAACCUCAAGCACAGAUGAGGAGCGGGUUACAGAGGUCUCGUAUCCUCACAUAUUUCUUAGAAAUUCUAUUUCUAAGAAUCCUCAGAUUCUUUUUCAUUUUCAAACUACUUACCAAUUCCAAACUUUGAUCCCUCACCUUCCACUUACUGUCUUAAAACUGAAGAUUAAGGCAUUGCAUCACAGCUGCAUCCUGGCAGCGAGAAAAACACACUUAACUACUCACUACAACUAUUGUACUUAUUAAUGUCCAUGAAAAAUAGUACAUAACUAUCUAAAGUAGUUGUGGUUAUUGUAAAUAAUAACUGGAUACAAUUCUUAUAAAGACCCAAAGUGUUUAAUAUUAAAUGAUAAUGAAAGAAAUAAGUCUUCACAGAAAUAAAUGGUACAUAAUAUAUAAAUGAACCUGAAAUUGUGAAAUAAUAUGACAUAUUUCAAAAUGUUCUUUUAUCAUUGUUAUUUGUGUAUUUUUUUUUUAAUCAUAAAGGUUUUUAUUUCAUUGUGAAUCUUCUCCAAUGAUGAAUUGCUUUAACUAGGACCAUCAAGUUGCAAUUUAAGCAAGAUGUUUUUCAUUUUUUAGUAAACUGUGGUGACUCAUCA